AGACCUUGAUCGUACGCUACAAACCCAAGCUUCAUCUGCGGAAAACGCUCAUCAUCUCUUCGGCAUUGAAAACGUUCUGAAAAUGGAUUCACCUAACACUAAUCCGACGGCUGAGGAUGAAAGUCAGCUCGUCAGUCGACGCAUCCAACGCCUCUCCUUGCAUCUCACCCCCAUCCCCAACUCCUUCAUCCGCGACCACCACCAGCUCCAGUUGCUAACGUGCGCCCGGGUGAAGCUUAGCGUGAACACCGCACUGCUCUCGGACUUCUUGAGAGGAAAACACAGAGGGAUUCAAGAGAAAGUGUAUGAAUACUUCAAGUCACGCCCUGAUCUUCAAACCCCAGUUGAGAUCUCAAAAGAUGAGCACCGUGAGCUUUGCAUGAGGCAGCUUCUUGGGUUGGUCAGAGAAGCCGGGAUUAGGCCAUUUAGAUACAUUGUUGAAGACCCAUCCAAGUAUUUUGCCAUUGCAGAAGCUGCUGGAAGCGUUGACAUGUCGCUUGGGAUUAAGUUGGGAGUGCAGUACAGUCUUUGGGGAGGCUCCGUGCUCAACUUAGGAACUAAAAAACAUAAGGAUAAGUACUAUGAUGUUAUUGACAAUUUGGAGUAUCCAGGCUGUUUUGCUAUGACAGAACUGCAUCAUGGUUCAAAUGUUCAAGGCCUUCAAACAGUUGCAACAUUUGAUCCGAUCACCGAUGAAUUCAUAAUCAACACCCCUAAUGAUGGGGCCAUUAAAUGGUGGAUUGGCAAUGCUGCAGUUCAUGGGAAGUUUGCUACAGUUUUUGCCAGGCUGUUAUUGCCUACUCAUGACAUAAAGGGAGUUUCUGAUAUGGGUGUCCAUGCCUUCAUUGUUCCAAUAAGGGAUUUAAAGACCCAUCAAACACUUCCAGGAGUUGAAAUACAUGACUGUGGUCACAAGGUUGGUCUGAAUGGAGUUGACAAUGGAGCAUUAAGGUUCCAUUCAGUAAGAAUUCCACGGGAUAAUCUUCUGAAUCGAUUUGGAGAUGUUUCUCGGGAUGGAAAAUACACAAGCAACCUUCCAUCUAUUAAUAAACGAUUUGCUGCCACACUAGGGGAACUUGUAGGGGGAAGGGUUGCCCUUGCAUAUUCUUCAGUCAGUGUUCUCAAGGUUUCUAUCACAAUUGCCAUUAGAUAUUCCUUACUCCGCCAGCAAUUUGGUCCUCCCAAGCAGCCUGAAAUCAGUAUUCUUGAUUACCAGUCUCAUCAGCACAAGCUUAUGCCUAUGCUGGCUUCUACUUACGCAUUUCAUUUUGCCACUCUGCAUUUGGUGCAGAUGUAUUCUGAAAUGAAGAAGUCUCAUGAUGACCAAUUGGUGGGGGAUGUCCAUUCCCUCUCGGCAGGCCUUAAGGCUUAUGUGACUUCAUAUACAGCAAAGUCAUUAAGCACCUGCAGGGAAGCCUGUGGAGGCCAUGGUUAUGCUGCUGUCAAUCGGUUUGGUAGCUUGAGAAAUGAUCAUGACAUAUUUCAAACAUUUGAAGGAGACAACACUGUGCUUUUGCAACAGGUAGCAGCUGACCUCCUGAAGCAAUACAGGGAGAAGUUCCAAGGUGGGACACUUGCAGUCACAUGGAACUACUUGAGGGAGUCCAUGAACACGUAUCUGUCUCAGCCAAAUCCAGUGACUGCUCGGUGGGAAGGUGAAGAGCAUUUGCGAGAUCCCAAAUUUCAGCUAGAUGCCUUCAGGUACCGAACAUCGAGAUUGCUUCAAAGUGUUGCUGUGCGACUUCGCAAGCAUUCUAAGACUCUAGGGAGCUUUGGGGCUUGGAAUAGAUGUUUGAAUCACCUUCUGACUCUUGCAGAGUCCCAUAUUGAAUCUGUCAUCCUUGCAAAGUUUAUUGAAGCUGUACAGAGUUGUCCUGAGGAGACUCGAGUAACUUUGAAACUUGUCUGUGAUCUUUAUGCGUUGGAUCGAAUCUGGAACGACAUAGGAACCUACCGCAUUGUAGAUUAUGUUGCCCCCAACAAGGCAAAGGCUAUUCACAAACUCACAGAAUACUUGAGUUUCCAACUGAGGAAUGUUGCAGGGGAACUUGUAGAUGCAUUUAAUCUUCCAGAUCAUGUUACUCGUGCCCCCAUUGCUAUGCAAUCAGAAGCCUACUCUCAGUACACCCAGCAUGUUGGGUUCUGAUUAUUUUUUUCUGAAUUUUUUUUUUAAAGGAAAGAAAGAAGAAAAAGAAAAAAGGCAGCUCCAGAUAUGUUUGGAUAACUGCAGAUGCCUGAAUAGUGGAUCAGGGAGAUGGUGAGAAGUUGUUAUUCAUUUUUCCUGUUUUCCCAGUUAAUGCUAGCAAUUAGGAUUUGGAGGUCAAGGGAAGAUAGUAACAAGAAGGAGAAUAAAGCAAAUUUAAAAGGGCCACCCAUUCAUGAUUGUUUGUAACAUGUAUGGGAUUUGUUGUUUGAUUGGGAACUUGCAAUUGAUUACACAUUUCCUUGUUCAUACA
Molecule: messenger RNA, 2456 nt
Organism: Vitis vinifera (wine grape)
Lineage: Eukaryota; Viridiplantae; Streptophyta; Magnoliopsida; Vitales; Vitaceae
Product: acyl-coenzyme A oxidase, peroxisomal
Exons: 7
Coding region: 83-2146 (687 amino acids)
Biological process (GO): fatty acid beta-oxidation using acyl-CoA oxidase; lipid homeostasis
Cellular component (GO): peroxisome
Molecular function (GO): FAD binding; fatty acid binding; acyl-CoA oxidase activity
Source: RefSeq, a predicted model, not a curated record